Molecule: messenger RNA, 1467 nt
Organism: Punctularia strigosozonata HHB-11173 SS5
Lineage: Eukaryota; Fungi; Basidiomycota; Agaricomycetes; Corticiales; Punctulariaceae
Exons: 11
Coding region: 1-1467 (488 amino acids)
Molecular function (GO): metal ion binding
Source: RefSeq, a predicted model, not a curated record
AUGGCCGAGACCGGCGCUGGUGACGAUGGUGAUAUGCAAAUAUGGGACGAUCUUUUGAAGAAACAGACAGAAAUAUACCGCAGGACCAGCGAGCAAAAUGCUCAGCUGAGGAACAAAGUAUCAGACCUCGAGCGGGAGUUGAAUGUGUGGAAAGCCGCGCUGAAGGCAGCGGAUGAACGGGAAGCAGGACUUCAGAAGAGCGUGAAACAGCUGGAAGGCAGCAUCGGCGCUUUGACGGAGGAUAACCCUAUCGUUGCCUGCUUUAUAGAUGGAGAUGGCAACCUUUUCAAGGAAGAUUUGUUAAGACAAGGUCACGUAGGUGGCCGUCAGGCAGCGCUCCUCCUAACCACGGGUCUGACGGAAUAUGCUGCGAACAUAGACCCAGGGCUUGCGCGUCGGGCACAAGUUUGGUUGACGGUGUACUUCAAUAAAUCUGGUUUGCUGGAUGUCAUGCAAAAUCAGAAGAUCUGCACGAUGGAACAGUUCGAGGCAUUUCUGCUUGGAUUCAACCAAGCCAGCCCCCUGUUCUCCAUUGUCGAUGUUGGCGGAGGAAAAGAGGCUGCAGACGUUAAAAAUCUCUGCGCGUAUUCUCUCGUUUUCCUCAAAUAUGGAAGAUAUUCUUUGGCGGUGCGGUAUACCGCUGUGGUACUCAUUCGGCGUACUCUCAUGGCAUUUUACGCAGGCUGUCAUGAUAACGGCUAUAACACCACCUUGACGCGCCUGGAAAAUGAAGGCUAUCUGCACAAGAUCGUGCUCCUUCCUGGAUAUAAUAUUCUGGCUUCCGAGUUGAAGCGACUUGCUUUACCAUCAUUAGAGAUCGAGGUCUUCAUGACGCGAAAGAUCGUUCCCAAGAAAAUCUCCCCUACAAUCCUACCACAAGACAUAGAUAAAGUCAAAUCCUCCUCAUCUGGACAGGCGAUCAAUCGGAGCCUUAGUCCGGUGAAAGCUAACAACCAGAAAGUCCUUGAUCCGUCUGCUGAUGUCAGCAAACUCAAACCUCCACCGUGCAAUUACUUCUAUCUUUCCGAAUGCAAGAGCGGACCAAAGUGCAAGUAUGCUCACGACUAUGUCAUGACGCCCAAACAAGUAUCCGAUAUCAGAAACAACGCCGCCAAAACACCGUGUCCUAAAGCAAACAGAAAUCAGAAGUGCACGGGGUUUUGUAUAUUUGGUCAUACGUGCCCUAAAGGGCCUCAGUGUUAUUUCUUUAAACAGGGUAAAUGCAAAUUCGCCGGAGCCAACAUGCACGAAUCACCGGACACGCCUGCCCCGAUGUCACGACCUACCUCGACAGGAUCAAGUGUUGCAUCAGUUAACUCCUUGGGCUACCUAUAUCCGACCGUCCCCACCCCGAGAUCGCCCAUGGUUUCGCAGACGCAGUUCUUGGCGUAUCAGAAUCAACUGGCGAUGAUGGCCAACUUCUCGGCCGAAUUCCCGGCUUCUGGGAGUGGAUAUGGGCAAGGGUGA